This is a messenger RNA of Theobroma umbraticum, 2557 nucleotides long. RefSeq names its product P450 reductase 1 (gene ATR1). NCBI's taxonomy places the organism in Eukaryota, Viridiplantae, Streptophyta, Magnoliopsida, Malvales, Malvaceae. Gene Ontology annotation, molecular function: flavin adenine dinucleotide binding; FMN binding; NADPH-hemoprotein reductase activity. Gene Ontology annotation, cellular component: cytosol. The record is from RefSeq and is a predicted model, not a curated record.
AUGAGUUCCAGCUCGGAUUUGGUGAGGUUUGUUGAGUCGGUGUUGGGAGUAUCGUUAGGGGGUUCGGUGACGGAUUCUAUGAUAGUGAUCGCAACGACGUCUUUGGCGGUGAUUCUGGGGCUCUUGGUGUUUCUCUGGAAAAAAUCGGCUUCUGAACGUAGCCACGAUGUCAAGCCGUUGGUCGCCCCUAAGCCUGUUUCACUCAAGGACGAUGAAGAUGAUGACGCCGUUAUCGUCACUGGUAAAACUAAAGUUACCAUAUUUUACGGCACUCAGACGGGAACCGCUGAGGGAUUUGCUAAGGCUUUGGCAGAAGAGAUCAAGGCAAGAUAUGAGAAAGCAGCUGUCAAAGUUGUUGACCUGGAUGAUUAUGCUCUGGAUGAUGAGCAAUAUGAAGAGAAGCUCAAAAAGGAGACUUUGGCUUUUUUCAUGGUGGCCACUUAUGGAGAUGGCGAGCCAACUGAUAAUGCUGCUAGAUUUUACAAAUGGUUUACUGAGGGAAAUGAAAGGGAGCCCUGGCUUCAACAACUGACAUAUGGUGUUUUUGGUCUGGGUAACCGUCAAUAUGAACAUUUUAAUAAGAUAGCAAAGGUGCUGGAUGAGCAAUUUUCUGAACAAGGUGCUAAACGUCUUAUCCAAGUUGGUCUUGGUGAUGAUGAUCAAUGUAUUGAAGAUGAUUUUACUGCUUGGAGGGAAAUGCUGUGGCCAGAGUUAGAUCAAUUGCUUAGAGAUGAGGAUGAUGCAAAUACUGUCUCUACCCCAUAUACAGCUGCUAUUCCUGAAUAUCGAGUAGUGCUUCAUGAUCCUGCUGUGAUGCACAUUGAGGAUAAUUACUCAAACAUGGCAAAUGGGAAUGCUUCAUAUGACAUCCACCAUCCAUGCAGAGUUAAUGUUGCUGUUCAGAGAGAGCUUCACAAGCCUGAAUCUGAUCGUUCUUGCAUACAUCUGGAGUUCGACAUAUCUGGGACUGGAAUUAUAUAUGAAACUGGAGACCAUGUUGGUGUAUAUACUGACAAUUGCAUAGAGACUGUGGAGGAAGCUGCAAGAUUGUUGGGUCAACCUCUGGAUUUACUGUUUUCUGUGCACACUGACAACGAGGAUGGCACAUCCCUUGGAAGCUCACUGCCACCGCCUUUCCCCGGUCCCUGUACACUUCGUACAGCAUUGGCACGAUAUUCAGAUCUCUUAAACCCUCCACGAAAGGCUGCUUUGAUUGCCUUGGCUGCUCAUGCCACUGAACCCAGUGAAGCAGAAAGACUUAAGUUUUUAUCAUCACCUCUGGGGAAGGAUGAGUACUCACAAUGGGUUGUUGGAAGUCAGAGAAGUCUUCUUGAGGUUAUGGCUGAGUUCCCAUCAGCAAAAGCUCCCCUUGGUGUAUUUUUUGCUGCGGUAGCCCCUCGUUUACAGCCUCGUUAUUAUUCUAUCUCAUCCUCUCCUAGAUUUGUGCCCCAUAGAGUUCAUGUAACCUGUGCUUUAGUUUAUGGCCCAACUCCAACUGGAAGAAUUCACCGGGGGGUGUGUUCAACCUGGAUGAAGAAUGCAGUUCCUUUCGAGAAAAGCCAUGAUUGUAGCUGGGCUCCUAUUUUUAUCAGGCAAUCUAAUUUCAAGCUGCCAGCAGCUUCAAUUCCAGUUAUCAUGAUUGGACCUGGGACUGGAUUGGCACCUUUCAGAGGUUUUCUACAGGAAAGAAUGGUCCUUAAAGAAGAUGGUGCACAACUUGGUCCCUCCCUACUCUUUUUUGGAUGUAGGAACCGACGAAUGGAUUUUAUUUAUGAGGAUGAGCUCAAUAACUUUGUGGAACAAGGUGCCCUGUCUGAGCUCAUUCUUGCAUUCUCACGAGAGGGGCCACAAAAGGAAUAUGUUCAACAUCAGAUGAUGGAUAAAGCAGCAUAUAUGUGGAGCCUAGUUUCUAAGGGAGGAUAUCUUUAUGUAUGUGGUGAUGCUAAGGGUAUGGCAAGAGAUGUUCAUCGCACGUUGCACACCAUUGUUCAGGAGCAGGAAAGCGUGGAUUCAUCAAAGGCAGAAUCUAUGGUGAAGAAACUCCAGAUGGAAGGACGAUAUCUUAGAGAUGUCUGGUGAUGCUGGCCAUUUUCAUUUUCUCUGAGGUUCUUUACAACAUCCGUGCCAAAUAUGGUGGUGGAUUUCUUUUCUAGCUUUAGCUUCUUUUACUGGUUCAUCCCUGCCCUUCUGGAGUAAAAGCAGCCGGUUGGAUAGUGAUAGCGGAAACAUAAUCUGGUUUCAUCUUGUGAUGAGAGCCGUUUGCUAGAUGUUAAUCCCCCAUUUCUUUCUUUUAAAAAUAAUAUUCAGUUAGAAGGAUCUUUUGGUUUUCAGACUUCCCCAUCUUCAUUCAAAAUUCAAAUAGGGAAAACUAUGAUAGCUAGUUACAAGGAUGUCAAAACAUAGUCAAAGCUGUUUCUAGGUUAUUUUGGAUGGUUAUCAUUCGUGGUUGUUUUUCCAAAAGUAUUGUCUCUUAAACUAGAAAAACUAAGGCCUAUUUGGGCAUGGUGAAUAAAUAAAAAAAGGGGGAGAAAAAUAGAAAAUGUGCAUGGUUUGUGAA